AUGAUUAGCAAGGAAGACUUCGAGGCGAUGAUGUCACGCUUGAUGAAGGAGAUACGGAGGGACAAGAACUCAUCAGAAACCCCACGGUCUACUCCAGAAACGACGACCAUGAACCUUCUCAUGAGACAGAUCCCCGAGUUCCGGUAUGACCCCGAAGAUGGUUUAACAUUCGAUUUGUGGUUCAACCGCUACGAGAGUGUGCUCGAGAAGGAAGGAGCAGCACUGGAUGACACUGCGAAAGUCCGGUUUAUCGUACAAAAACUGGAUCAAGACGCAUUCCAGAAAUACGACGCCCAUAUACUCCCGAAAAAGUACUCCGAUUUGAAUUUCGCAGACACGAUCUCAAAACUCAAGGAACUGUUUGGACACCGAGGGUCGGAGUUCGCCCGAAGGUAUCAGUAUUUCCAAAGUAAAUGCGAGAAUACCAGUGGAGGAACCUUCGACGAUUAUACUGGGUUAGUCAACAAACGACACGAACUAUCAAAUAUGUCGAAGAUCACGGCUGACCAGAUGAAGUGUUUGGUGUGGAUCUGUGGCCUCAAGGGUUCCGAACACAACGACGUUCGGGAACUCGCCUUACAAUUUAUCGAGGACAAACCAGAGUCCACACUGAGCCAACUUCAUCAACAUUCAGCUGAAGCUGCUCGCUUGGUUCUCGAAUCUCUGUCAGCUGUAGCGACGCGUGAUUCCGUGCGCGCGUCGUCUGGCAUCGAGUUGUCCGGCAUCGAGUUGUCCGACAUCGACUUGUCCAGCAUCGAGUUGUCCGGCAUCGCGUUGUCUCGGCAUCGAGUUGUCGACAUCGAGUUGUCCGACAUCGACUUGUCCAGCAUCGAGUUGUCCGUGUUCGUGCUAAGAUAG
Galendromus occidentalis (western predatory mite) is the source of this 858-nucleotide messenger RNA. RefSeq lists its product as uncharacterized. The record is from RefSeq and is a predicted model, not a curated record. Lineage: Eukaryota; Metazoa; Arthropoda; Arachnida; Mesostigmata; Phytoseiidae. The transcript is spliced from 2 exons. The coding region runs from base 1 to 858 and encodes 285 amino acids.